This is a messenger RNA of Exaiptasia diaphana, 1529 nucleotides long. RefSeq names its product cilia- and flagella-associated protein 47-like. The transcript is spliced from 7 exons. Lineage: Eukaryota; Metazoa; Cnidaria; Anthozoa; Actiniaria; Aiptasiidae. The record is from RefSeq and is a predicted model, not a curated record. Bases 80 to 1528 code for a protein of 482 amino acids.
UUCAAAAACGUACUUUUAGUAUGAUUUGCUCCAAUUUACUUUCGUUGUGAACAAGUCAACAUCGGAAAUAUAUUAAAUAAUGGAAGGCACUGUAGCUGGAGUUAGAAUUGUUCCACCAGUUGUGGAAUUUUUUGAUGCAGAGACARAUGUUGUUCAUCAAAUGACUCUAACUGUGCAAAAUCUUAGCAAAUGCUCAAGAAAUAUUCGUUAUCAUGGUCCAGCGACCAGUAAAUUUAAAGUCAAAGUCAAAAAUCCUGACCAUSYCAUUGCACCUGGACUAGAAGUGUCAGCUUUGGUUGAAUAUUUCACAAGUGAAAAUGAAGAUGCACAGGAUAGAAUAAUCCUUACGGUAGACAAUGAUGUCAUCGAGGUGCCAGUUGUAGCAUAUGCACCAUGUCCACAAAUGGGUUUGAGUGGCCCUGCAAACUUUGGUAGCAUAGUUGCUGAUGGAAAAGUCCUUUCACGCCAGAUAGCUGUUUUCAAUGAAGGUGCUGUUAGUGGAGAGUUUAAAAUCAAGUAUUCUGGUAGCAAACCUAUUACUAUCAUGCCAACAACUGGUGUGGUAAAACCAGGGCAUUCUCAAAUGAUUAAGGUGGAAUUUGUUUCCAAAGAGCCAGGCCCAUUCCAUGAGCUUGCACAAGUCAAACUUGAAGGUCAACCUUCUGCCAGUCUUGAAGUAUGUGGUCAGGUGGUUGAGAGGUCUUUAGAACUGAUGACCUUGGAUGGUUCACAGAAAGUUGAUUGUAUUAAUUUUGGUUGUGGUUACUAUGGAACUGAUAUAAUCAAGUCUUACCUAAUACACAAUAAUGGACCUGAUGUGGCUAACUUYGUUGUCAUCUUAGAGGAAGAUGGAGAAGGCCAGGAGGUGGGUGUUGACUUAACAAAGACAACAUCAGCUACAUUAGCAUCACAAGCAACUAUGGAUGAACUAGGCACAACCAAUGACUUGACAAGCCUUGUCACUGCUCUUCCUAGUCAGGGUAUUCUCAGACCUGGUGAAAAGAGAACUAUUCACUUUUGCUUCAGUCCAAGGUUUACAAGAUCUAAACUAGGUUGGAGAAUGACAGAUAAGCCACCACCAAGGAGAGAUUUUGCUUUGUUUAUGCAUAUUGAGACUGUAGGCAGUAUAAGUGGKGUGAUAGGGAAAACUGAAAAUAGUGGUCUUAGAGUAGAAGUUGCCAUUGUUGGCACUGCAUUGCCUAUACUAUUAUCAAUAUCCCCCAGCCCAACCUUCCAUUUUGGUGAAUGUGCAGUUGAUGAGCAGAUAGAAGCCCUGUGUACUGUGAAUAACGAGUCUGCAAGCCUACCACUAGUGUUUGCUCUGCAUAGAGUGGCACACUUCCAAACACAGCCAAAAGACGGGACCGUAAAACCAGGAAAAUCAUUGGAUGUCUUGAUUUCAUUCCAACCUAAUCAAAUAGGUGAAUUCAAGCCUCUUUUGCAGAUUGAUGUUCUAGGUGGCAUUGUAGAGAAUUUUACAAUGGAUGGUGAUCCAACUGUUGUAAGGUAUUGUGCUAGCAUAAUUUAAU